AUGUACACUGUCUUGAGCUCCUCUGGUGGUGGUGGGUGGGAGGAGGAAGAGGGGUGUAAAGAGUUAGGCUCCUACAUCUCCCCCCACACUGCUGCUCUGACUCGCCCGGUGCUGUAUUUUACUGGCCCGGGCGGCAAUGAAGAGCGCCUCUAUGGAGGGGCGCUUGUGGAUGAGCCCUCCAGCCCACGACCGCAGCAGCAGCUCCGCCAGUUAGUGGUGUGGGAUGUGAGGGGAUUGAGGGAUGGGGUGCAGAGGAGAACAGGCGAGAGGAAACGGACUGAGAAGACCUCCCAGCAGCUGGUCCCCUUCAGACCUCCCAGCACCUCUCAGAGGAGAGGGGCCUUCCUCUCACUCAGAGGAGAGGCGCCUUCCUCUCACUCAGAGGAGAGGCGCCUGCCUCUCACUCAGAGGAGAGGCGCCUUCCACUCACUCAGAGGAGAGGCGCCUUCCUCUCACUCAGAGGAGAGGCGCCUUCCUCUCACUCAGAGGAGAGGCGCCUUCCUCUCACUCAAGAGGAGAGGCGCCUUCCUCUCACUCAGAGGAGAGGCGCCUGCCUCUCACUCAGAGGAGAGGCGCCUUUCUCUCACUCAGAGGAGAGGCGCCUGCCUCUCACUCAGAGGAGAGGCGCCUUCCUCUCACUCAGAGGAGAGGAGCCUGCCUCUCACUCAGAGGAGAGGCGCCUUUCUCUCACUCAGAGGAGAGGCGCCUGCCUCUCACUCAGAGGAGGGGCGCCUCCCUCUCAAUCAGAGGAGAGGCGCCUUCCUCUCACUCAGAGAAGAGGCGCCUGCCUCUCACUCAGAGGAGAGGCGCCUUCCUCUCACUCAGAGGAGAGGCGCCUGCCUCUCACUCAGAGGAGGGGCGCCUGCCUCUCACUCAGAGGAGAGGCGCCUGCCUCUCACUCAGAGGAGAGGCGCCUUCCUCUCACUCAGAGGAGAGGCGCCUUCCUCUCACUCAGAGGAGAGGCGCCUGCCUCUCACUCAGAGGAGAGGCGCCUUCCUCUCACUCAGAGGAGAGGCGCCUGCCUCUCACUCAGAGGAGAGGUGCCUUCCUCUAACUCAGAGGAGGAGAAGCGCCUGCCUCUCACUCAGAGGAGAGGCGCCUUCCUCUCACUCAGAGGAGAGGCGCCUUCCUCUCACUCAGAGGAGGGGCGCCUGCCUCUCACUCGGAGGAGAGGCGCCUGCCUCUCACUCAGAGGAGAGGCGCCUUCCUCUCACUCAGAGGAGAGGCGCCUGCCUCUCACUCAGAGGAGAGGCGCCUGCCUCUCACUCAGAGGAGAGGCGCCUUCCUCUCACUCAGAGGAGAGGCGCCUGCCUCUCACUCAGAGGAGAGGCGCAUUCCUCUCACUCAGAGGAGAGGCGCCUUCCUCUCACUCAGAGGAGAGGCGCCAUCCUCUCACUCAGAGGAGAGGCGCCUGCCUCUCACUCAGAGGAGGAGAGGCGCCUGCCUCUCACUCAGAGGAGAGGCGCCUUCUCUCACUCAGAGGAGAGGCGCCUUCCUCUCACUCAGAGGAGAGGCGCCUGCCUCUCACUCAGAGGAGAGGCGCCUGCCUCUCACUCAGAGGAGAGGCGCCUGCCUCUCACUCAGAGGAGAGGCGCCUGCCUCUCACUCAGAGGAGAGGCGCCUUCCUCUCACUCAGAGGAGAGGCGCCUUCCUCUCACUCAGAGGAGAGGCGCCUGCCUCUCACUCAGAGGAGAGGCGCCUUCCUCUCACUCAGAGGAGAGGCGCCUUCCUCUCACUCAGAGGAGAGACGCCUGCCUCUCACUCAGAGGAGGAGAGGCGCCUGCCUCUCACUCAGAGGAGAGGCGCCUUCCUCUCACUCAGAGGAGAGGCGCCUGCCUCUCACUCAGAGGAGAGGUGCCUUCCUCUAACUCAGAGGAGGAGAAGCGCCUGCCUCUCACUCAGAGGAGAGGCGCCUUCCUCUCACUCAGAGGAGAAGCGCCUUCCUCUCACUCAGAGGAGGGGCGCCUGCCUCUCACUCGGAGGAGAGGCGCCUGCCUCUCACUCAGAGGAGAGGCGCCUUCCUCUCACUCAGAGGAGAGGCGCCUUCCUCUCACUCAGAGGAGAGGCGCCUGCCUCUCACUCAGAGGAGAGGCGCCUUCCUCUCACUCAGAGGAGAGGCGCCUGCCUCUCACUCAGAGGAGAGGCGCAUUCCUCUCACUCAGAGGAGAGGCGCCUUCCUCUCACUCAGAGGAGAGGCGCCAUCCUCUCACUCAGAGGAGAGGCGCCUGCCUCUCACUCAGAGGAGGAGAGGCGCCUGCCUCUCACUCAGAGGAGAGGCGCCUUCCUCUCACUCAGAGGAGAGGCGCCUUCCUCUCACUCAGAGGAGAGGCGCCUGCCUCUCACUCAGAGGAGAGGCGCCUGCCUCUCACUCAGAGGAGAGGCGCCUGCCUCUCACUCAGAGGAGAGGCGCCUGCCUCUCACUCAGAGGAGAGGCGCCUUCCUCUCACUCAGAGGAGAGGCGCCUUCCUCUCACUCAGAGGAGAGGCGCCUGCCUCUCACUCAGAGGAGGAGAGGCGCCUGCCUCUCACUCAGAGGAGAGGCGCCUUCCUCUCACUCAGAGGAGAGGCGCCUGCCUCUCACUCAGAGGAGAGAGGAGAGGCGCCUGCCUCUCACUCAGAGGAGAGGUGCCUUCCUCUCACUCAAGAGGAGAGGCGCCUUCCUCUCAAUCAGAGGAGAGGCGACUGCCUCUCACUCAGAGGAGAAGCGCCUUCCUCUCAGUCAGAGGAGAGGCGCCUGCCUCUCACUCAGAGGAGAGGCGACCUCCUCUCACUCAGAGGAGAGGCGCCUUCCUCUCACUCAGAGGAGAGGCGCCUUACUCUCACUCAGAGGAGAGGCGACUUCCUCUCACUCAGAGGAGAGGCGCCUUCCUCUCACUCAGAGGAGAGGCGCCAUCCUCUCACUCAGAGGAGAGGCGCCUGCCUCUCACUCAGAGGAGGAGAGGCGCCUGCCUCUCACUCAGAGGAGAGGCGCCUUCCUCUCACUCAGAGGAGAGGCGCCUUCCUCUCACUCAGAGGAGAGGCGCCUGCCUCUCACUCAGAGGAGAGGCGCCUGCCUCUCACUCAGAGGAGAGGCGCCUGCCUCUCACUCAGAGGAGAGGCGCCUGCCUCUCACUCAGAGGAGAGGCGCCUUCCUCUCACUCAGAGGAGAGGCGCCUUCCUCUCACUCAGAGGAGAGGCGCCUGCCUCUCACUCAGAGGAGGAGAGGCGCCUGCCUCUCACUCAGAGGAGAGGCGCCUUCCUCUCACUCAGAGGAGAGGCGCCUGCCUCUCACUCAGAGGAGAGGUGCCUUCCUCUAACUCAGAGGAGAGGCGCCUUCCUCUCACUCAGAGGAGAGGCGCCUUCCUCUCACUCAGAGGAGAGGCGCCUGCCUCUCACUCAGAGGAGAGGUGCCUUCCUCUCACUCAAGAGGAGAGGCGCCUUCCUCUCAAUCAGAGGAGAGGCGACUGCCUCUCACUCAGAGGAGAAGCGCCUUCCUCUCAGUCAGAGGAGAGGCGCCUGCCUCUCACUCAGAGGAGAGGCGACCUCCUCUCACUCAGAGGAGAGGCGCCUUCCUCUCACUCAGAGGAGAGGCGCCUUACUCUCACUCAGAGGAGAGGCGACUUCCUCUCACUCAGAGGAGAGGCGCCUUCCUCUCACUCAGAGGAGAGGCGCCUUCCUCUCACUCAGAGGAGAGGCGCCUUCCUCUCACUCAGAGGAGAGGCGCCUUCCUCUCACUCAGAGGAGAGGCGCCUGCCUCUCACUCAGAGGAGAGGCGCCUUUCUCUCACUCAGAGGAGAGGCGCCUUCCUCUCACUCAGAGGAGAGGCGCCUUCCUCUCACUCAGAGGAGAGGCGCCUUCCUCUCACUCAAGAGGAGAGGCGCCUGCCUCUCACUCAGAGGAGAGGCGACCUCCUCUCACUCAGAGGAGAGGCGCCUUCCUCUCACUCAGAGGAGAGGUGCCUUCCUCUAACUCAGAGGAGAGGCGCCUUCCUCUCACUCAGAGGAGAGGCGCCUGCCUCUCACUCAGAGGAGAAGCGCCUUCCUCUCACUCAGAGGAGAGGCGCCUUCCUCUCACUCAGAGGAGAGGCGCCUUCCUCUCACUCAGAGGAGAAGCACCUGCCUCUCACUCAGAGGAGAGGCGCCUUCCUCUCACUCAGAGGAGAGGCGCCUUCCUCUCACUCAGAGGAGAGGUGCCUUCCUCUAACUCAGAGGAGAGGCGCCUUCCUCUCACUCAGAGGAGAGGCGCCUGCCUCUCACUCAGAGGAGAAGCGCCUUCCUCUCACUCAGAGGAGAGGCGCCUUCCUCUCACUCAGAGGAGAGGAGCCUUCCUCUCACUCAGAGGAGAGGCGCCUUCCUCUCACUCAGAGGAGUGGCGCCUUCCUCUCACUCAGAGGAGAGACGCCUUCCUCUCACUCAGAGGAGAGGCGCCUUCCUCUCACUCAGAGGAGAGGCGCCUGCCUCUCACUCAGAGGAGAGGCGCCUGCCUCUCACUCAGAGGAGAGGCGCCUGCCUCUCACUCAGAGGAGAGGCGCCUUCCUCUCACUCAGAGGAGAGGCGCCUGCCUCUCAAUCACAGGAGAGGCGCCUUCCUCUCACUUAGAGAAGAGGCGCCUUCCUCUCACUCAGAGGAGAGGCGCCUUCCUCUCACUCAGAGGAGAGGCGCCUGCCUCUCACUCAGAGGAGAGGCGCCUUCCUCUCACUCAGAGGAGAGGCGCCUGCCUCUCACUCAGAGGAAAGGCGCCUGCCUCUCACUCAGAGGAGAGGCGCCUUCCUCUCAUUCAGAGGAGAGGCGCAUGCCUCUCAGUCAGAGGAGAGGCGCCUUCCUAUCACUCAGAGGAGAGGCGCCUUCCUCUCACUCACAGGAGAGGCGCCUUCCUCUCACUCAGAGGAGAGGCGCCUUCCUCUCACUCAGAGGAGAGGCGCCUGCCUCUCACUCACAGGAGAGGCGCCUUCCUCUCACGCAGAGGAGAGGCGCCUUCCUCUCACUCAGAGGAGAGGCGCCUUCCUCUCACUCAGAGGAGAGGCGCCUGCCUCUCACUCAGAGGAGAGGCGCAUGCCUCUCAGUCAGAGGAGAGGCGCCUUCCUCUCACUCAGAGGAGAGGCGCCUUCCUCUCACUCAGAGGAGAGGCGCCUUCCUCUCACUCAGAGGAAGGGCGCCUUCCUCUCACUCAGAGGAGAGGCGCCUUCCUCUCACUCAGAGGAGACGCGCCUGCCUCUCACUCAGAGGAGAGGUGCCUUCCUCUAACUCAGAGAGGAGAGGCGCUUUCCUCUCACUCAGAGGAGAGGCGCCUUCCUCUCACUCAGAGGAGAGCCGCCUGCCUCUCACUCAGGAGAGAGGCGCCUGCCUCUCACUCCGAGGAGAGGCGCCUGCCUCUCACUCAGAGGAGAGGCGCCUGCCUCUCACUCAGAGGAGAGGCGCCUUCCUCUCACUCAGAGGAGAGGCGCCUUCCUCUCACUCAGAGGAGAGGCGCCUGCCUCUCACUCAGAGGAGAGGCGCCUUCCUCUCACUCAGAGGAGAGGCGCCUUCCUCUCACUCAGAGGAGAGGCGCCUGCCUCUCACUCAGAGGAGGAGAGGCGCCUGCCUCUCACUCAGAGGAGAGGCGCCUUCCUCUCACUCAGAGGAGAGGCGCCUGCCUCUCACUCAGAGGAGAGGUGCCUUCCUCUAACUCAGAGGAGAGGCGCCUUCCUCUCACUCAGAGGAGAGGCUCUUAG
Closterium sp. Naga37s-1 is the source of this 5688-nucleotide messenger RNA. The record is from the annotation of a GenBank genome assembly. NCBI's taxonomy places the organism in Eukaryota, Viridiplantae, Streptophyta, Zygnematophyceae, Desmidiales, Closteriaceae.